Molecule: messenger RNA, 2286 nt
Organism: Saxophila tyrrhenica
Lineage: Eukaryota; Fungi; Ascomycota; Dothideomycetes; Mycosphaerellales; Extremaceae
Exons: 3
Coding region: 1-2286 (761 amino acids)
Cellular component (GO): mitochondrial small ribosomal subunit
Molecular function (GO): structural constituent of ribosome
Source: RefSeq, a predicted model, not a curated record
AUGCUCCAACUCUGGGAGAGCGAGGCUGAUCUGCAGAAUCGCCAAAAGCUGAAGCGUAAGCUCGAAGAGGAAGAACCGUACAACACCGCCGCAGGACGCAAACGGGCAAAGCAGAAAGCGAUCGAGCAGGCCAUUCUCGACCGGAAGACAGGCAAAACGCGGCGUACGAAGAGACAUAGAGCGGCCCCCAACCCUGUGCCGCGUGGAUUGCUUUCACUCGACGGCGACAGCUCCGAAGAUGUAGGAGAGGAGGACAUAUUGAAGGGACUUGGAGGCAAUGGUGUAUCAGGCCAAGCACCUGCGGAUGUUGUGCAGCCAGGUGCUACCCACACAAAGAAGCAGCGCAGCAAGAAGAAGACAAGGCGAGCGGAUGCGACCUCGCAUCAAAAGAAGGGCGUUGCGCCGCUACAGGAGGUACACGUCAACGCAAAGGGAGGGAACAAUAGAUUGGAGGCCGAUGGACAUGAUGCUCAGGAGGUAGACAACGCCGACAGCGCAAGUGUCGAGCGGAACGAAGGGUCCAUCUCAACUCACCUGCCAAUUAGAGAGACGGCAACGGAGGACCAUGAUGACGAACACCAGCAGACGACGGCAAUGAAUCUGGUUUCGCAAGGGCACGAGCGGACGCACACGCAACCACUGGAUGCUGCGCAGCAGGAGGCACAGAAACGGGAGAGCGAAGAGCGGGCACGAGAUCGCAAACGGCGCAGGAGGGAGCGCAAGCGGGCCAAGAGGGCGAUCAGGAGGCAGCUGGAAGAGGAGACGAGGCCGAGAAGCGCCCCGGUGGAGGGUAGUGGCAAGGCGGCGUAUUUCCAAAAGAAACGAGAGCGGGCGAAAGUCAAAGCGGCUGCCAGGCGGGAGAGGAUCAAGAAUGGCGAGCAGGCGUCUUUGCGCUCUCUCGAAGUCACCGGCACCCGCGACCCAGCCCAACGCGCCGCCUUCUCCACCACCGCCCCCCUCUCCGCCGGGCCACCACCGCCGAAGAAGCAGGGCGCGCUCAAGAAAGGCCGCACGCUCAAACUCGCAAAGAACACGCGCGGCGCUACUGCGCGACCUCCGGCAGUAGGCGAGCGAAAAGCUCUGAAGAAGCGGAUCGUGCUGAGCAACACCAACGCACUGCGGAUCGAAGGGCUGCCCGACUUCACAGGAGACAAGCUGGUACGGCAUGAGCCCGGGACUGUGGCCCUCGACAAGUUCCGGGGUCAGGUGCUUGGCUUGAAUGAUGAUACCGUCGAUGCGCUGCGGGCACUCGAGUCCUUCAAGCCCUCGCAGGCGUGGAGUUUGUUCAGACGCCCUGCGAGUCUCGUGAGAGCGGAGACGGCGCAGUUGGCCAAUCUGAUGGCUGAUGCUGAAGGCGAUGGGAAGAAGGUGGCAAGGAAAGUUAUGUACGGUUCUCGAGGGAACGGAAAGAGCGUGAUGCUCCUGCAGGCGCACGCCAUGGCUUUCCUGAAAGACUGGCUGGUCAUCCACGUUCCAGAAGCGCAGGACCUCACCAACGCACACACAUCGUAUCAGCCGGUCUCCAGCCCCGAUGGACCCAUCUACAUCCAGCCACACUACACCGCAAAGCUACUCUCGAACAUUGCUCGCGCGAACCAAAAACUACUCUCCAGCCUCCAGCUCAGCAAGCAGCACCGCCUUCCCGUUCCGGUGCAGUCCAAUAUGUCACUCUCCCGCUUUGUCGAACUCGGUGCUCAAGAUCCGGACCUUGCGUGGCCCAUCUGGCAAGCCCUCUGGUCCGAACUCACCGCGCCCUCCCAGUCGCAGUCCAAAGAAGGCCUUAACCGCCCGCCUGUCCUGGUUACCAUGGACGGUGUCGACCAGGCGAUGAGGAACUCCGCUUACCUCGACAGCGACGUCAACCCCAUUCACGCCCACGAUUUGGCUCUGCCCCGCGACUUCGUGAGUCUGCUCUCCGGCCAGACCUCUCUUCCGAACGGCGGCAUGGUGCUCGCCGCGACGUGCGACUCGAACCGCGCCUCCGCGCCCACACUGGACCAUUGCCUUGCGCACGCGUACGCGGUGCAGAACGAGACCGAGCCACCGAGCUGGGACCCUUUUGUUGCCAAGGAUGCCAAAGUCGAAGCUGCGUUGGAGGGUGUGGAGGCGCUGAAACUUCCCGGGAUCAGCAAGUCAGAGGCAAGGGGCGUGAUGGAGUACUACGCUCAGAGUGGCCUAUUGCGUAACACCGUGACGGAGGGUUUGGUCAGCGAGAAGUGGACAUUGGCUGGUUCUGGAAUCAUUGCUGAGUUGGAGAAGGCAACUGUCAGAGCGAGAUUUAACUGA